Messenger RNA from Paracoccidioides lutzii Pb01, 543 nucleotides. RefSeq lists its product as hypothetical. The transcript is spliced from 4 exons. The record is from RefSeq and is a predicted model, not a curated record. The coding region runs from base 1 to 543 and encodes 180 amino acids.
AUGCAGCUAGUCAAAAUAUCAAGAUGUGAACUUCCAUACCUGAUAUCUCUGAAGAAUAUUGACAUCGGAUCACACGAUAACCCCGCCCCCGCAUCAUGCAAGCUUUGCAAGCAUUGCACCGAAAAUCUCGAUUACGUGUGCAAGGGUGCCGAAGCACUCUACAAGGAGGCCCAGUGGCGAAAUGAACGCGUAGACCAGAAAAAGAUCCCCGGGCCCUUCUCCCUGGCACUCAACACCCGGGCCCCUACUGUAACCAGCCAUGUGGGUAGUAACUCGAACAUGCGUGGAGAAUUUUGGAACAAAUGUAAUAUGGAAAGCAAUGACUCAAAACGGUUCAUCAAUCACUAUUGGUUGCUCGAAGCUCAGCAAUCCCCUGGCCCUGAAACUCCUUGCCGAGAAAGGAUCAGCAGUCCCCAGCGCCUGGGCAGCAUCCCGGGAAGCUCCACGAAAGCUCAAACGGUGCAGAAUCAAGGAACGUAUGCUAGCAAUCCCACAGGUUAUUGGGGGAGCUUCAACGAAGAUGCCUGUGCUAAAGACGAAUGA